UGUGUGUGUGUCUGUGUGUUUGUGAGGCAGAGAGUUGCGUGCGAAGGGCUCGACAUGUCAUUCAGAGGAAUCCGCCACCUGAAACGCGAGGAAGUGAAGGCGACUCAAUUGGGUAUAAAGCAUCAGCCAACAUCUGCCCCGAGCAGUGCAGGGCUGAUGAAAACAUCCGAGCGGAGCUCACACAGGACCUCUGCGACUCAUUUCAUUUCCCUUGGAUUUAACCGGGGCCAUUACCGAGUCGGUGCACCCAGAGAGGCGCAUCACUUUGCUGCACUUUAAGUGAAUGUGUCUCCACAGCCAUCACUAUCCUGGAAUUAACUGACCCCCCCAGGGAUUUUGGCGCACCUGUUACCUCCACAGAGCGCGGAAUCAUGAUCCCUCCGGGGGACUGCAUGUAUGCGGGCAGGAAGAGGAGGAAGCCCGUCCAGAAACAGAAGCCGUCUUCUGCCAAUGAGAAAACCAACCCGUCCAAGCGGCACAGGGACAGGCUGAAUGCCGAGCUGGACCGGCUGGCCAGCCUGCUGCCCUUCCCCACCGAUGUCAUCUCCAAGCUGGACAAGCUGUCCGUGCUACGCCUUGCAGUGUCCUACCUCCGCGUCAAGAGCUUCUUCCAAGUGAACAAUGAGAAGCCCCCCAGGCUCAGCACAGCAUCCUCUAACCCUGAACCCCGGAAAGAGAGCGUUCCCCUGGCUACCACGGUCAAUGAAAGCAGCCUCCUCCUGGAAUCUCUUACAGGCUUCGCCUUGGUGGUGAGCAGUGAUGGCAUGGUUUUUUAUGCCUCUUCAACCAUUGUGGACUAUCUUGGAUUUCAUCAGACUGACGUGAUGCACCAGAAUGUGUUUGACUACAUCCACAUAGACGACCGUCAGGAGUUCAGACGGCAGCUCCACUGGGCCAUGUGUCCUCCAGAGGGGAUGUCACACCAGGACAGCCAGCCAGCUGCAGGGACCGGUGAGGACUUUGUAGUGAGCAGCCUGUUCCAUUCUCCGGAGGCAACGGGAAUUCCUCCUGAGCUCUCCUGCUUUCUCAACAGAUGUUUCAUUGCUAGAGUCCGAUGCCUCUUGGACAGCACCUCUGGAUUUUUGACUAUGCAGUUCCAGGGUCGGUUGAAGUUCCUCCACGGUCAGAAAAAGAAGUCAGCCUCCGGGGCUCUGUUGCCUCCCCAGAUGGCUCUAUUCUGCAUAGGCGUACCCCUCCUACUGCCCUCCAUCACUGAGAUGAAAAUGAAGAACAUGUUAAUGCGGGGAAAGAACAAGGGAGGAGGUGGAGGGAUUAUCUCUGCACUGGAGCAUGACGAGCGAGGGGAACACCUCGGGAGGCAUUCCUUCAGUGGAGGAAUGGGUGACAUUGCCGACCCUCUCCUCCUCUCCUGUCCCACCUCUGGGGCUACCCAUCGGGGUCACCACACUCCCUGGACCCCGCUCUCCAAAUACAACCUCAAGUACCGCCCUGAGGGUUUCUACAACCAGGAGGAGCCCCUCAACUACUGCAAGUCCACUAUGGCUCCCCAUAAAGGUGUCAGCCCAGGCCUGGGCGGUGGUUGGCCUCUGCGGCUGAACGCUGGUCCCCUGAGAGCGGGUCAGGGUGUCGGCUACCCCUCCAACCGCAUGAACAAGGCCGGCCAGUAUGGGAGGCCGUACCGCCUUUCCCCCAACUGCCACAGCGGCAGAGGUAACGAGGUGUUUGUCUCUAAGAUGUACGGGAACGUCCAGAUUCCCACAGACCCAGAUGCCUACUGUGUGGAUCUGGUGAAGAACGAGAACGGCUACGGUGAAUGCUACGACGGCCACCUGAUGCCUGAGAUGCCACCCAUCAAGGUAGAGCACGACUCAGACUCUGAGAACGUCUGCGAUGUCUACGGGCGACCCUGGGCUUGCCGGGACCCAGAGGACAUCAACCGCCGCUAUGGUGACGGGGUAUACGACCAGAGCUCGGACCUCCAUCUUAAAUCAGAGGUAAAUUAUUAUGACCGGCAGUACUCGCCGUGUCAGCGAGGGAAAGCAGGAAUCAGCCCGCCUUACAGCAACAGCAACUAUCAGAACUAUGCAGUCAGCAACAGCGGGAACACAAGCGCCAGUCUGUUAAAAUGCAACAAAGACUUGGCCAAUCACAAUGACAACAGCCAGUUUAGUCCUCAGAGACUCUCUCACUCAGACUCUCUAUGCAACAACCGAUCAGUCAACCUCAUGGACUCACACGUCUAUUCACAAGUCCCUCACAAGGCCUACAUGCACCCGGACUACAACAAGCACGACACUUACGAGUUCAAAGGCAACGGCCUGGUCCAUUCGAUCAAGCGGGAGCCCAUGGACUCCCCCCCAUGGUCAGAGAGUGCUCACGACAUGAGCCAGUCUAUGAGCCAGUCCAUGAUGGUUGGUCCGCGGAACGUUAUGCCAUGUGUUAUGAGCACAGGGCACCACAAGUCCAGUCCCUACAUUUAUUUGCCAUAAAGGCGAUUAGUGCAAACACGGAGGGGGAUAGUUUCACAAGGUAAUUUCACACACACACACACACACUCACACACACACUUUGUAUUGCGACAUGCACCAGCAGUACAAAAGGAUUCCCAGGAUGUCAACAUCUAACCUGACUUCUUCUAUUAGAUGAAGGGGUCACAAACAAGGCUCAGGUUCUAGUGUUAGCGUUGUGACAAUCGAAUAUAAUACUUUGAAUCCAGUUUAUAGAUAGAUGAUUUUGUUUUUAAGGAAUACAUUUUGUAGUUGGUUCCUAGCACCUUUGGAUUUAGUGACAAUAAGACAAAUUACGCCUAAAAACACAAUUUGAUUUAUGUGUUGUGUACAUCUGGCUUUUUUGGGAGGAACAAAGAUUUUGCUGUAAAAAGAGACUUUUUUUACGUAAACAGGACAUGACUUCCACCUACUGCUGGUUUUAUCAUCGGAGAUGGCUAAAAGGAGUGAAAACAACUUAAAGGAUAAUCUGCCUUGAUGGGGAUUUUGCAUGUUUUCGUGCUUUAGCUUUGAAUCGCCUACCUUUUUCUGUACUUACCCCCAGUGAUCUACUGGUUUCUAUGCAAUUUAGACUUGUACUAAAUCAACUUUAAUUUGAAGUUUAAUUUGAGAUUUGAAACUGAAAAAAAUACAUAUUAUUGUUGCCAGAUAAUACAUUUGCAACCUGGGUCUGUUUUGAAAACGCUCAUUAUUCCAGCAUUCAACGACUCUGAUAUCUAAUGGCAGCUGCCAAAAAUCAGUUUUUAAUGUGUGACACAACCAAAUUCAUACACAACAUCCAACUUUGUUUACUCAAAAUGUGUGUCCUGAAUUGGAUUUUCCAAGAGCAAAUCAUACUUUUGUCAGAGCAUCCCUAAAUACACCAAGGACAGUUUAUAAAAAAAUAAAAGGUUUCUCCUUGCAAAUGCAGGAUCCUUUGGAAAGAAUGUGUAGUUAAUGACAAAACAAACUAAAACUAUUGGCCAAAAUAUAAGUAUAUUCACUACAUCAGUUAUUAAACUAGAAACUGAUAACACAUGAAGGUAUAUACGUAAGGGGGGCACAGGAAGUAGGGAACUAACCCUUAACAAUCACCUGUGGGUCGAGCAUGUGGCUCUCACCUCCUUGUGGCAGAAAUAAAAGAUCACACUAGAAUUGCCCUUUAAAUUGCAGAACCUAAGAUGAACUUGGACCUAA
This is a messenger RNA of Etheostoma cragini (Arkansas darter), 3644 nucleotides long. RefSeq lists its product as uncharacterized. Gene Ontology annotation, cellular component: aryl hydrocarbon receptor complex; nucleus. Gene Ontology annotation, molecular function: transcription cis-regulatory region binding; nuclear receptor activity; protein dimerization activity. Bases 372 to 2450 code for a protein of 692 amino acids. Gene Ontology annotation, biological process: regulation of transcription by RNA polymerase II. The record is from RefSeq and is a predicted model, not a curated record. Lineage: Eukaryota; Metazoa; Chordata; Actinopteri; Perciformes; Percidae. The transcript is spliced from 9 exons.